This is a messenger RNA of Drosophila innubila, 720 nucleotides long. RefSeq names its product RNA-binding protein 8A (gene tsu). Gene Ontology annotation, molecular function: mRNA binding. The transcript has 2 exons. The coding region runs from base 136 to 633 and encodes 165 amino acids. Lineage: Eukaryota; Metazoa; Arthropoda; Insecta; Diptera; Drosophilidae. Gene Ontology annotation, biological process: RNA splicing. The record is from RefSeq and is a predicted model, not a curated record. Gene Ontology annotation, cellular component: nucleus; cytoplasm; exon-exon junction complex.
ACAGAAAAACGCCGAAAAAAUAAGAGAAAAGCACAACACGCGGCGAAAUCUAUACAAAUUGUCCACAAAAAAAUUAAUAAAGGAAGUAUUUAGUGACAUAAUUGCCUAAGGCUUAAUAAAGACCAUCAAAUCACAAUGGCUGAUGUGCUGGAUAUCGACAAUGCUGAGGAGUUUGAAGUCGACGAAGAUGGAGACCAGGGCAUUGUGCGCUUAAAGGAGAAGGCAAAGCACCGCAAGGGACGUGGCUUUGGCAGCGACAGCAACACCCGCGAGGCCAUUCACAGCUACGAAAGAGUGCGCAACGAGGACGACGAUGAACUGGAGCCGGGACCACAGCGCUCAGUGGAGGGCUGGAUCUUGUUUGUGACGUCCAUUCAUGAGGAGGCACAGGAGGAUGAGAUUCAGGAAAAGUUUUGCGAUUACGGCGAGAUUAAAAACAUUCAUUUAAAUCUGGACCGACGCACAGGUUUCUCCAAGGGUUAUGCGCUGGUGGAGUACGAGACGCACAAGCAAGCACUGGCGGCCAAAGAGGCGCUCCAUGGUGCCGAUAUAAUGGGUCAGACCAUACAAGUCGACUGGUGCUUCGUCAAGGGACCGAAGCGUGUCAAAAAGUCCGAGAAACGCCGCAGAUAGAGAAAGAAUUGAUUGAUGCGUUGUAUUUGGAGGCCAACGAAUACAUAAUAUUUCUUAAAUUAGAAUAAUCCAACUUGUCUUAAACAU